AUGGCGGUCGCGCCCUCCUUGCAGUGCAUGCCUACACAGGGCGAAGCAGACCAUCUCCAGCUGCGGCCGAGCAGCUUCCGAGCCCAGGCGGCUUGCGCUUUCAAACCCGGGUGCCGUCCCCAACAAACGCGGCAGCUGGCCACGCCGGAGCAGCGUCGCCGGACCGAUCACGACAGCGGCCACAAGGACUACAAGGGCCAAAAGUUAGCAGAACAGAUUUUUCAAGGAAUCAUUCUCGUCUCUGCAGUAAUUGGUUUCAUCUACGGAUACAUCACUGAGCAGUUUGGAUGGACUGUCUAUAUAGUUAUGGCUGGUUUUGCUUUAUCGUGUCUGCUAACCCUCCCUCCAUGGCCCAUGUACCGCCGCAAUCCUCUCAAGUGGCUACCUGUCCAAGAUUCGGGAACAGAAGAUAAGAAGCCAGCAGACAGAAAGCCAAAGAGACAUACUAAAAGCUAAAGAACGUGUUUUUCAUGAUGUUACAUCGUAGCAUUUAGCUUUAUUAAAUUUUUAAUACCUUUGGACUGGGA
Molecule: messenger RNA, 527 nt
Organism: Struthio camelus australis
Lineage: Eukaryota; Metazoa; Chordata; Aves; Struthioniformes; Struthionidae
Source: RefSeq, a predicted model, not a curated record